Molecule: messenger RNA, 2787 nt
Organism: Penicillium verhagenii
Lineage: Eukaryota; Fungi; Ascomycota; Eurotiomycetes; Eurotiales; Aspergillaceae
Product: mitofusin
Exons: 3
Coding region: 1-2787 (928 amino acids)
Biological process (GO): mitochondrial fusion
Cellular component (GO): mitochondrial outer membrane
Molecular function (GO): GTP binding; GTPase activity
Source: RefSeq, a predicted model, not a curated record
AUGAGUCAAGAUUACUACCCAGGCGCAGGCUCCUCCAGGUCCGCCUCGUCUCGUUUUGCUGGCGAGGAUGAGGAACGAAGUCCUUUUUCUCCUCAAGCCCCGCCGGCCUAUAUGACCGUGGGCAAUGGUUCAACUUCGGAAAGUGCAACGGCUUUGAUGUCCUCUCUGGCCCAUGAUUCGGGAUAUGGAGGCAGCAUCGCAGGUGAGAGUGCUGCAGAGGGUGACUCGAGCGCGGCUUGGCGUGCAGGCUUGAUGGAAGACCGACCAACUCCGGUGCAUACCCCCACGCGUCCUGGCGAGUAUAACCCGGCUGCCGAGCAUGAAAAGCAGGUCGUCGCAAACCAUGUCCACCAGCUUCUCUACAACUCCAACCGGACCAAGCUUGCUCGCUCAAUCUCUCGGACAAUCGAAACAUUGAAGCAACUCCAGGAUAUGAACCGCCAGUGGCCCGCCCACUAUCCUUCCGUUCAAAAUGCCCAAAGCGCUCCCUCGUCCCCUACCACGCGUCCGGAACUCCACCAUACCCAGUCAGACUUUAGAACAGAUGAUUUGAGGCCGACAACCCCCCCUCGGCCCGAGCUGAAACGCGCCACGACUACGAUGAACGGAGAGGACAUCGGUGAAUCUAGUGCCGCUGCCGAACGCCGGGCGCCGCCAGAGCCUCGGUUGAUGACUCCGCAGAUUGCUCAGGAGUUCUCAAUUUUGAAGCUUGAUCUGAAGCUUGGGGCUUUGUCGCAGGCAGAGCUGGUGCAUUCGUUGGAAAAGGCUUCAAUCGCUUCGUUGUUGGAUGGGAGGAUCAGCCAGAGCGUCAAACACCUUCUUUCUUUGCGAGAUCGCAUUGAGGAUACCUCGAGCAAGGUUUUGAUCACAGGAGAUCUUAAUGCCGGCAAAUCAACAUUUUGCAACGCUUUACUCCGACGGAAGGUUUUACCCGAGGACCAACAACCUUGUACCAGCAUCUUCUGCGAGGUACUCGAUGCUCGUGAGAAUGCCGGAAUGGAGGAAGUACACGCAGUGCACAAAGACGUCCAUUACAAUCGUAAUGACGAGAGCACUUAUGAUGUUUACGCCAUGAGUGAGCUUGAGAAUAUUGUAGUCGACAACACCAAGUACAUGCAGUGCAAGGUCUAUGUCAAGGACGUCCGUUCUAUUGAUGAGUCUUUGCUCAAUAACGGUGUCGUCGAUAUUGCCUUGAUUGAUGCCCCAGGCUUGAACUCCGACUCUUUGAAGACUACAGCUGUUUUUGCGCGCCAGGAGGAAAUCGAUGUGGUUGUUUUUGUUGUGUCUGCAGCCAAUCAUUUCACCCUUUCGGCCAAGGAGUUCAUCCUCAAUGCCGCUCACGAAAAGGCCUACAUUUUCAUGGUGGUGAACGGCUUCGAUCAAAUUCGCGAUAAGAAGCGCUGCGAACGCAUGAUACUUGACCAAGUGGGCAAACUUAGCCCACGCACAUUCAAGGAGUCUGAUGAGCUCGUACACUUUGUUUCAAGCAAUGCCAUUCCCGUUGCUCCAGCUGGGGCUAUCUCACAAUCUGGCUCUGGUGGGGGUUCGGAUCCCCAUGAUGAUGACGAUGAUGACGAUAGUAGCAAGGAUAAGGGCAAAGGCAAGCAAAAGGAGAAGGAAAAGAUCCAGGAUUUCGAAAAUCUAGAAGGGGCAUUGCGACGCUUCGUUCUCGAGAAAAGAUCCCGCUCUAAGCUUGCCCCUGCUCGAACUUAUCUCUUGAAUCUUCUCGCCGACCUCAACGCGCUUGCUACAGUCAAUCGUGACGUUGCCCAGUCUGAGCUUACACGAGUCACAGAGGAGCUAGCCGAGAUUGAACCCGCCUAUGAGAAUGGCAAGAAAAAGAAGGGUGAAUUGAUAGAAGGUGUGGAUAGAGCCAUCGACGAAUCAUGCGAUGAUACAUACAACCAUACUCGUGCCACCCUGACCGACACCAUUGCACGGGUCUCUGAGCAAGACCUAGGCGUUGAGUAUCCCGGUCUCUUCUCGGCCUUCCAAUAUGCCGAGGAUCUGAAGCUGGCGAUGCUGGAUCAGAUCUCUGCAGCUCUUGCAGGUUGUGAAGACUAUGCCAGAGACAAGACCGUCCAGGGAGUUGGCUUCAUUCAAAACAUUGGCCUACUGCAUGUUGGCGAGGACAAGUUCAGUCCACUCAACUUCCGUGCGGACUUGAUGUUCCGCCGGGGUCGUCGUCACGCCUUUGGCCGGCAGGUCGAUGCAGAAGUCGAAUUUUUGGACUUCUUCGAUGUUGCUGGUCUAUGGGAGCGCCAAGAGAAGAUGGCAGGAACCGGUGUCGCAAUGACUGCACUUACUGUGGUAGGCGGCAGAGUCUUUGGUGGCUUCAGCUGGGUGGAUAGUGCACUCAGCGCGGUGAAAAUGCUCGGACCGAAUAACGUGCGCCGAAUGUUCAUCCCCGGUGUUCUUGCUGCUGUCGCCUUGACUGCGGCCUACAUGUUGUCCUCAAUCCCGUCAACAUUACCCCCCCGUAUCUCCCGAAAGAUUGCAGCGGCUCUUACAGAAAUGGACUAUGUUCAUUCAAAUGCUAACCGCAUUUCUACUGAGGUGCGGCGCAUUCUUCGUCUACCCGCCAAGAAUCUGCAAACCAGCUUGGCUCAGGACAUUGAGGAUCUCGCCCGGCGCAAGCAAGAAGUAAGCAAAGUCAAGCAGGAGAGCGAGGUUGCCACCAAGUACUUUUCAAACUUGUUCCGCGAUAGCAGUGAGAACCGCCGCUCCGUCGAGGGUCUUGAUCUCGAUGGCCCGCUUCCUGGUGCCAUGGGUGCCUUGGACCAAUGA